Messenger RNA from Phragmites australis (common reed), 1147 nucleotides. RefSeq lists its product as uncharacterized. Bases 95 to 1027 code for a protein of 310 amino acids. The transcript is spliced from 3 exons. The record is from RefSeq and is a predicted model, not a curated record. NCBI's taxonomy places the organism in Eukaryota, Viridiplantae, Streptophyta, Magnoliopsida, Poales, Poaceae.
AUUUCAAAAGUUUUUGGCGGCAAAACAUUUCAGUGGACAGUGGUGUCCUGCUCCUCUAAUCUGCACGAGUCAAAGAGAAACACGGGCCAAAAGCAUGCGGGGGAAAACGCAAAGAGGAAGUAGGAUGAGGAGGCAGCAGCAGCAGCGGAAGAAUUACCCGAGCGGGAUCCGAUCGUCCGGCGGGCAGACCACCCUCCAGUCCUUCCUCUUUAAGCCCAGGGUUGCCGAUGGGGAGGUGAAGCCCUCGCCGCCGUCUGAGGAGGAGGUGGUGGAGGUGCCGAUCUGCCCACCGGAGCCGCCGAAGCGGGAGAUCAUUCGAGUCACCAGGGCGACCAUCAAGGAGAAGGCGAGCGCCUUCUCGUCAGUGGGCGGCUCCUCCUCCACGGGGAAGGAUGGGAGUGGCACUCUGACCGCGGCGGUGUUCAAGCGGUUCCACGGUUCAGCCUCGGCGGCGAGAACGGAAGGUGGUGUAACACCCGUCAGCGCGGAUGUUGGUGGAGAUGCCGACGUCGACGGCAGUAUCGGCGUGAGACUGGACGUCGAGGAGAUCACCGCGGCCGGGAACCGCCGCGAGCCCAGGCUGAAGCGGAAGAGCCCCCUCGCGUUGGCCUCCCCAGGCGAUGAGCACGGGAGGGACGCCAAGGCCAGGCGCGUGGUGGUGCUCGGCGACGACCCGAGGCCGCGGCCGGCGAGGCGGCGGGGGCGCGCGAGGCCCACGCGCGGCGGCGGCGGCGAGGGAGAGGGUGGCCGAGCCCUGUACAACCACUGUAAGAAUCGACCCUUCUCGGCUUCUCCCAAACUCAAACCGCUCGCCGCGACGUUGCCUCGCUGGUUUCGGCGAGGCGCUGUUGAUCUGAGCAAGGCACUGAGGCUGCGCGGUGGUUUUGUCUGUAUGGUUUCAGACGCGAGCGGGGGCGGGUGGUGGCACGGCGACAUGGAGGGCGUGGACGGCGAGGAGGUCGGCUGGACCGACGACAUGUGGGAGGGGAUGGGCUCCGUCACGCUCGGCGGCUUGGAGUGGCACUAGCCGCCGCCGCCGCGGCGUCCGGCAGGAAAUGCCAAGGGAACAAUUAGACUACGAAGGGUUACACUUAGACAGCAGUAGAAUGCUGAUAUGUCAGUAUGUUAUGGUAAGUUCAUUUUUCAA